This is a messenger RNA of Prorocentrum cordatum, 1770 nucleotides long. Lineage: Eukaryota; Dinophyceae; Prorocentrales; Prorocentraceae. The record is from the annotation of a GenBank genome assembly.
AUGUUCGACAUCCAGCGGGGGUCUCGACCAAGCGUGUAUAUCCCCGAGGCGGCCACAACGGCGCGCGGGAGGAUAGAGAAGUGGAGUGCAGCGUUGCAAUCGCUCCGCGAGGCAUCCCGACAAUCUGCGAACAUCAGCCCAGGCAAGUACAUUUCGACUGCCACAGCGUGUGUCAAAGGCCAGCAAUGGCAAUGGGCGCUGUCGCUGCUCAGUGAGCUGGUUGUUGCUAAUGUGGAGCCCACUGUCAUCAGCUAUAGCACAGGGAUAAGCGCUUGCGUCAAGGGCGACCAGUGGCAGCGGGCUUUGGAGCUGCUCAGCGAGAUGCGGAGUGCAAAGCUAGAGCCCGACGUCCUCAUAUACAACGCUGGGUUCAGUGCCUGCAAGAAGGGGCAGUGGUGGCAGCGGGCUUUGGCGCUGCUCAGCGAGAUGCGGGAGGCGAAGCUGGAGCCUGACGUCAUCUCCCUCCCGAAGCACGUGCCAGAAGGGCGCGGACCCCAAAUCAACUACAUGGCAGGGAUGAGCGCGUGCGAAAAGUGCGAGCAGUGGCAGCGAGCUUUGGCGCUGUUCUGCGAGGUGCGGGAGGCGAAAUUAGAGCCCGACGUCAUCAUCUACAAUGCUGGGGUUAGUGUUUGCCGAAAGAGCGAGCAAUGGCAGCGGGCUUUGGCGCUGCUCAGCGAGAUGCGGGAGGUCAAGCUGGUGCCCGACAUAAUCACCUAUGGCGCUGUGAUCAGCGCGUGCGAGAAGGGCGAGCAGUGGCAGCGGGCUUUGGCGCUGCUCAGCGAGAUUCGGGAUGUCAAGCUGGUGCCCGACGUCAUCACCUAUGGCACUGUGAUCAGCGCGUGCGAGAAGGGCGAGCAGUGGCAGCGGGCUUUGGCGCUGCUCAGCGAGAUGCAGAAGGCGAAGCUGAUGCCUGAGCUCUUUCUCACCUACGCCGUUGAGAUGAGCGCUUGCGGGAAGGGUGAGCAGUGGCAGCGGGCUUUGGCGUUGCUCAGCGAGGUGUGGGAAACGAAGCUGGAGCCCGACGUCAGCAGCUACAACGCAGGGAUGAGCGCUUGCGAGAAGGGCGAGCAGUGGCAGCGGGCUUUGGCGCUGCUCAGCGAGAUGCGAGAGGUGACGCUGGAGCCCAGCGUCAUCAGCUACAAUGUUGGGGUCAGCGCUUGCGCGAAUUGCGAGCAGUGGCGGCGGGCUUUGGCGCUGCUCUGCGAGAUGCGGGAGGUGACGUUGGAGCCCGACGUCACUUAUACCUACAACGCGGGGGUGAGCGCCUGCGAGAAGGGCGAGGAGUGGCAGCGGGCUUUGGCGCUGCUCAGCGAGAUGCGGGAGGUGAAGCUGGAGGCCCAAGUCAUCUCUGUUACAAUGCAGGGGCUGGUGCCCCUAGUCAGCUACAAUGCUGGGGUUAGCGCGUGCGAGAAGGGCAAGCAGUGGCAGCGGGCUUUGGCGCUGCUCAGCGAGAUGCGGGAGGUGAAGCUGGAACCCUGCAUCAUCAGCUAUAGCGCAGGGAUGAGCGCGUGCGAGAAGGGCGAGCAGUGGCAGCGGGCUUUGGCGCUGCUCAGCGAGAUGGGGGAGGCGAAGCUGGAACCCGACGCCAUUCAGCUACAGCGCAGGGAUGAGCGCGUGCGAGAAGGGCCAGCAGUGGCAGCGGGCGUUGGCGCUGCUCCGCGGGAUGCGGGAGGCGAAGCUGGAGCCCCACGUCAUUAUCUGCUACAAUGCUGGGAUCAGCGCGUGCGAGAAAGGCAGACGCUGGCAUCAUGCACUGACUCUGUUGCGUGA